Ambispora gerdemannii is the source of this 276-nucleotide messenger RNA. NCBI's taxonomy places the organism in Eukaryota, Fungi, Glomeromycota, Glomeromycetes, Archaeosporales, Ambisporaceae. The record is from the annotation of a GenBank genome assembly.
AUGACUUAUGUAGUUGACAUUAAAAAUUUAAUGUCACCUGACCAAAGUUAUCGUAUAGUUCCGAAAUUAAGCAACACUUUUUGUAUAAAGAUGCUUAAUUUCGGUGUUUCGUCUGACUUGGAUUAUUUUUCGAAAGGAUUAAGACAUCUAAUUGAUCCUAAUGUCAAACAAGAAGUCAAAUCCAAGCACAUUAUCAAACUAUUUUAUGGCUUUGGUAAUUUAUUAGAAUUGCCGUAUUUUUUUGCAGAAAGUUUAGUCAGCUCUUGCGAGAGUUAG